AUGAAUAAACUAGCAAAUAUGCGGCACUGGUCCGAGAGGAUGAGUCCUAACUUUGGUAUGGGUGGCCGACCCAACAUGCCCGGUAAUCCCAUGAACGCCCAUCCCAAAAAUGCGCCUCAGACUGGCCCUGCUCUCGCCAACCCGCAGGCUGCCGACGCCACCAUCACCUACUCUUUCAACGUCCCCUUCUCGUCCGACCUUGCCGGCCCCAACACCGAGGAUAUCCUGCAUUCUACUGCCGAUGCCGUCAUCCGAUGGACGCACCCCGAGGAUGCUCCCGACGAUGUUCAGGUUCACGAGCUUCCUGUUCACACCCAGAACCUCAACAACCUGCAUCGCUUGUGUAGAGACCUCUCCAGUGGCCCUCUCCCCAUUGAGGCCCAGGUCAUCUCGACUGCUCCCAAGAACGGCAGAGCCCAGCAAAUCACCACCGUCUGCCUUUCCGGCUCUCCCGAGCUUGUCAACAAGAGUCGCGAAACCAUUCUCAACGAGAUUCCCAUCGCCUUGCGCUGCACCAUCAUCGACAUAGACGGCAAGCUUGUCUGUGACUUGAACGCCGGCGUUCUGAAGAAGCCCGUCAUCGAAACCCUCGAUUACAUCUCCAACUUCUGCGGCGUCGACAUCUUCCUGCUCGGCCCCAAGCUCACCCCUAUGGUCGAUGGUGUCUCCGGGGAUUCCGAGAUGCGCAUGGAUCAAAGAUGGAGAAUCGCCAUUUAUGGCGAUAUUCUGUCUUCGGAGCAUGCCAAGGCUCGUGCCCUCAUCCACAUUGAUACCUUGCUUGGCCGUAUUGUCGAUGCCACCCGAGUCGAACUUUCACUGCACCAGCUUGUUUGCGGCCGCCAUCGUAAGAACAUCAAGCUCAUCGAGUCCUCCACCGGAACCGCCAUCUACUUCCCGCCGCUCUUCUCGCAGAUGUACCGUUACUGCCCUCCCAAUGCCAACCGACGUGACCCGGCCGACAUUUACAUUACUGGUGAAUCCCAUCAAGCCAUUGAACUUGCCAAGCAGAAGCUGCACGAAACCGUCUCUCGUAUUCGCCUCUACGUCAAGGAUGUCAACAUCCCUGCGGCCAAGAUUGACACCAUCCUUCUCGACCGCCUAGACAAGGUUCGCAAGGUUCUUGAGGCUAACGGCACUUACAUCAUGUUCCCUCCCCUGGCCUGUCAGCGCACCAUGGUCCGUGUCCAGGGCAGCGAGGGCUUGCCUGUUGAGCGCACCGUUCGCGAGCUCAUGUCCCUUGCCGGCCAGUUUUACUCGGCCGCUUGGUUCAUGCAGCAGCCCGAUGCUCGACAGCUCCCUGGCCCUGCAGAUACGCAAGCCAUGCUUGGCGAGAUCUGUGCCAACUCGGAUGCCGACGUUUCCUUUGACAAGAUGUCUUUCACGCUCACUGGCUCGGACGACGCAGUCAAAGCUGCUCUAACCGUCAUCUCCGACUUCAAGUUUGUCUCGCAACCUCAGUACCAGAUACGAGUCAAGAUUGAGCUGGCAAACGAACACAAAGAAUUCGUCAGCGGCAAGAAGAAUGGCAAGAUUAACAAAAUCAUGGGACAGAGCAAUGUGCAGAUCAUCUUUGAUGGUUUCAACGAGUACAACUUCAACAUUGACGUCAUGGCUGCCAGUUACGAGUCGCUGAAGCAGGGACUGACCCUCGUGGAACAGGAAAUGCCGGCAUCUAUCUCGUUUCACGUUCCCGACCAAUACCAUAAGCGAAUCAUCGGCAUAGGUGGUCAGCACAUCCAGCGUAUCAUGAAGAAGCACUCUGUCUUUGUUAAGUUCUCCAACGCCAUGGACCGAGGCGGCAUGGGUCGCGAAGAUGAUGAUCUCAAGGUUGACAAUGUCAUCUGCCGCACCCCUGCUCGAAAUGCUCAAAACUUGGAUGCCGUCAAGAACGAGAUCUUGGAGAUGGUCGACCGAGCAGAUUCCGAGUACACGUCCCAAAUUGUCAAUGUGGAUCGCCUCUACCAUCGCGAGCUGAUUGCCCGUCUUUCCGAAAUCGAUGAGCUUGAGCAAAAGUUCAACUGCAAGAUCAGCUUUCCCAGCACUGAGCAGGCUAGCGACGAAGUCACCGUCACCGGUCCCCAGUGGCAGGUACCACACUGCGUUGAUGAGUUCCUCGGCAUGGUUCCCGACAAGCACGACUAUGUUUUCGCUCGCAGCCCUGAGCUUGUCAAGUUCCUCGAGUCUCCCGAUUUUGUCCAUGAUUUGGUCCCAAAAUUGAAGAGCCAGUAUGAGGUCGCUGUUACUGUUCAUCAGAACCCAGAGGAACUCACAGAGGACGGGAAGCCUACCGUGACACUGAUCUGGGGCUUCACUCGCAACAAUGCUGGCGGUCUUCGUGAUGCUGUCGACUUUCUGGAGGCACAGUUUGCCACUGCUGCAGUGGACGCCACCGUCGUCAAGGGCUUCAUCCCUCGACCCAAGUCCGACUCCUUCGAGGAUUCCCUGCAAUACUUUGACUCCAAGCUUUUGCAGCAUGCCCCGUCCUCGGUUGGCAGUGAAACGCCCACCAAAACUGGCUUCGGUGCCGAGAUUAUUCGUGAACGUAGUAGCAUUCUGGAUCGCCUUCGCAAGCCUGGCAGCAUGUCGUCUCUCUCUUCCUUCUUGGACCGCAGGAAGAACAGCUCUCAUUCGGCCAAUGGUAGCUUUUUCAAGGGUUCCAGCAAUGUCUCCAAGUCCUCGCUCAUCUCGAUUGAGUCCACGCGCAGCUUCAACGCUGAUCGAAACCCCUGGAACGACAGCGGCGUCAACCUUGUGGACGAGGAGAACCCCUGGGGCGUUCGUCUUCUCGGCCCUGUCGACGCCGGCGCCAAACUUGCCAUCCCCCACGGUGGCGAUAUCACUCCCAGACACGGCACCCGCGCAUCUGGCGAUAGCGGCCGCCCGUCUACUUCCCAUUCUCUCAAUUCUGGAUACCCCGCCCCUAGUGGGCACUUUCGUUAG
Akanthomyces muscarius is the source of this 2940-nucleotide messenger RNA. RefSeq lists its product as uncharacterized. The transcript is spliced from 3 exons. The record is from RefSeq and is a predicted model, not a curated record. The coding region runs from base 1 to 2940 and encodes 979 amino acids. Lineage: Eukaryota; Fungi; Ascomycota; Sordariomycetes; Hypocreales; Cordycipitaceae. Gene Ontology annotation, biological process: nuclear division. Gene Ontology annotation, cellular component: nucleus; cytoplasm. Gene Ontology annotation, molecular function: mRNA binding.